GAGGGCGGGGAGUUGUUUCAGGUGCGUUCGAGGGAAAGGUGCCUCGUGGACACACCUGGUAAGGAGGCCGGAAGAGCCGGAAAGCUCGCCUGCUCCCUGGCCACCGCCACACGUGUUUCGGGAAGCUGAGUUUUGGAGCCUGGUGGUGGUGGUUGGCUAGAAGAGAGCAGAAUGGAUGAUUUCCUGUCCAUCAGUUUGCUGUCUCUGGCUAUGCUGGUGGGAUGUUACGUGGCCGGCAUCAUUCCCUUGGCCGUGAAUUUCUCCGAGGAGCGACUGAAGUUGGUGACUGUCUUGGGUGCUGGCCUUCUCUGUGGAACUGCCCUGGCGGUCAUCGUGCCCGAAGGGGUCCAUGCGCUUUAUGAAGAUCUUCUGGAGGGAAAACCCCACCAAGCAAGUGAAACACAGAAUGUGAUUGCAUCGGACAAGGCGGCAGACGUAGCGGUUGUCCGUGAACAUGAGCACGGACAUGACCACACGCAGCUCCAUGCCUACAUCGGUGUUUCCCUCGUCCUGGGCUUCGUGUUCAUGUUGCUGGUGGACCAGGUUGGCAGCUCCCACAUGCAUGCUACUGAUGAUCCAGAAACCUCAAGGCCUAGCAAUUCCAAAAUCACCACUACGCUGGGUCUGGUCGUCCAUGCUGCAGCUGAUGGCGUUGCUUUGGGAGCGGCAGCCUCCACCUCACAGACUAGUGUCCAGCUGAUCGUGUUUGUGGCAAUAAUGCUACACAAGGCACCGGCUGCUUUUGGGCUUGUUUCCUUCUUAAUGCAUGCAGGUCUAGAGCGGAAUCGAAUCAGAAAGCACUUGUUGGUCUUUGCACUGGCAGCACCAGUUAUGUCCAUGGUGACAUACUUAGGACUAAGUAAGAGCAGUAAAGAAGCCUUGUCAGAGGUCAAUGCCACUGGAGUAGCCAUGCUUUUCUCUGCCGGGACCUUUCUUUACGUGGCCACAGUACAUGUCCUCCCUGAAGUGGGCGGAAUGGGGCACAGCCACAAGCCGGACACCGCGGGAGGGAGAGGCCUGAGUCGCCUGGAGGUGGCAGCCCUGGUUCUGGGUUGUCUCAUCCCACUCAUCUUGUCAAUGGGACACCAGCACUAGAUGUUCAGGCUCCAGCCCCAUGCUGUGGCUGUUUGUCCUCCAGUGAGAACAGCAGGCUCGUGAGAGCUACUCACUUCCUCAGUCUCUGUCUGGCCUUGCCCAUCUCCACCUGUAUUCCUAGAGUCUGGAGGGAGGUGAGAUGAAAACCUGGAGAAACAGGAAUGCUUUUAGAGUAGAAGCAACACAUUACAAUUAGAUAUAGACAUUCCAUUGUGUUGUCUUUUAAAGGGCCCUUGGAUUUUGAAUUUCGAUGUUUCUAUUAACCCUAUUCUCAGGGAAGAUGGAAUUUAGUUUUAAAGAAAAGUGGAGACCUUUAUACUCACAGUGAAAUAGUAAUUAUGAAGGUACAGUGUUCUGUAAUGGAUCUAAAGUCUUUCUUGUUAGUUUCAAGGCUCUGGUGCCUACCCAUCGUGUGUGAUGUGGUCCUCACCGUGUCGGCCUGAAGCUUUAGCAUCUGGGCCGCCUGCCUUGAGAGAAGGUCUUAGCCCCAGUCUGUUAGAGAUGAGGGUGACUGCGGCCCAUUGGGGAAUCGAUGCGAGUCACUGAAGGUGACUUUAUACUUGGAAGAGCUGCGCCUGGAAAGGCAUGUCAGCAGAGACUUAGACAUCUCAUUCUGCGUGUGCCUCUCGCAGUACAGUGUGCCAAUCCCUCGUGGGAGCAGCUGGCUUCCAGGGGUGGGACUGGCUGCUGAAUAGGUGACCAGGCCUUUGGAGCAUUUCUUGUCAAGUUCUCUUUUGCAGAAUACCUGCCCCUAGCACAUUCUUCAGAGGAGCCGAGUUCAGCUAAGGUCAGGUCUACACUUUCCUUUGAGAACAAUUAAAAUGCAGUUUAUCUUUGGAAAUGAAGGGAUACUAAAUUUUAAGUGAAUUUGAGUAAUUAAUGACAUCUUUGUAGUAACCUUUUAAAAAUAAGACUACCAAAACCUGUGAAAUUUUUGGUGGUGUUGUUUCUUAUAUGUGUUUUACUCUCUGGCUAAACGCUUGGUCAGCUUGGGGUGCUGUGUAUCUCCUCACAGAAGCCCCUGAAGCCGUGAGGAAGGUCUGUCGGUGUCAUAACUGGGAAGCGUUUGCCUGUCGGUUGAAAGCUUAUUGAAAUCAUGUCUCUGUCUCUGCAUCUCUUCCCUGCUUUUCUUCUCCCGUUUCCCUCGGCCCCCCUCCCCACAACCUGCUGCUCACUGCUGAUGGCGAUGUCCAUCCUUGCGUGAGAUGAAUCCUCGUGAGGACAACCACUUACUGAACUGUGAUGGUGAUGCUAAUAGCAUCUAUCCUUCACGGAAGUUACCUUUAUGUCAAGUGCAGUUUGUUAAGCCCUUAAAGUACCACCCCCUCGUGUGUGAGUGAUUCCAUCACCUUCAAACAACUGAGAUAGCAGAAAGUGAUUAAUAAACUAGGGGGAUUUUUUUUCAUAUUUGCCAAAAUUUGCAUAAGCCCUAUUUUGUCAAAUAAGUGUAUAAUAAUGUAUUAUUAAUUUAUUUUGAUUUUCUGUACCAUUUCAAAACACAUUAAGAGGGAACAAAGACUGAUUUGUUCAGGGUAGUGAAUUUAGUCAUUUGUAAAAAUGUUUUAUAAAAAAAUGAGGCAGAAGCCAGCAUGCCGUGGUUGCUUUUUUUUUCUUUUCUUUUCUAGAUUUGUCACUGGGUCAGCAGCUGUGGAAGUAGACUUUGCAGACCCUCUACUGGCUGCGAUGGAGAAAGCAGCAAAAAAAAAAAAAAGGUGGUCUUUCUAUAUAGUGGCUGGCAACCAUUGCACACAAUUUCGAAAUAAAGAGGGACAAAAAGGUUUUAGAGUCUGGCUUGGUUUGGAUAGUAAUAUUUUCUAUAAUAUUGAUGUGUGCAAUGGUCAGAAGUUUGUUUCUGCUGGCCAAAGCCUCUUUCAGCAGUGCCUUGCCAUCCUGCUUUAAAAAAUUGGCUAGAAUAUCUCAUAAGGAUUGAACCAUUGAACUUCCAAAUUUGCCUUCCCCGGUGGACCUCACUAUGAACAAACAAACCUUUCCAGACCUGUCAGCUCUCAGAAGCAAUGGGCUUUCCCAGAUUGCACAGCUGCUGCUUAGGGAGGUGCUUGUUCCUCACCUGGGCAGCAGGCAGAAAUAGCCAUACACACCUUCUAGGGCUCCCAGGCAGCCAGGGGAGCCAGCAGCCCACGCAGAGGGAGGCUUGCUCCUGCCGUGGGCAGUGUCCCACGAGAGGCCAUACCAGUGCUCCCUCUGGCACGUUUUGGUUCCGUUCCUGUUUAAAACUGCCUCCUGAGAUAUGGAUGCCUUAAUGCUCUGACACGUGGGAAGACACUGGUGAGACUGAAAUUGCUGCCAUGAUUACAGGUGGAAUUAUUGGCUACCAAAGAGGUGAGGUCAGUGGUGGAGAGUGUGGUCCUGCCUCAGCACCAAAGCGAAUAUCUAAUUGCAUUUGAGCUCCCUCUUCCCAGUAGAGAUAGACUUCAGGUUCCAAGUGUUCUCCUAGAGGCAAGUGAAGUGGAACAACACUAACCCGCUCCCCUCCCUGGUUCUCAGUUGCCAUUUCACCAAAACGGUGAUGUGCCAGGUUGGAUUCAAUUUUCUGUGUUUUAGGCAAAGGAACUGCCCCAGCACGUAGUGUUAGAAAUGGAAGUAAUCGAAAAGCCUGUAUGUUCUCUCCACCUGCCCUUUCCCACUUCAUCUUUUCAUUUCAAAAUAGCUGAGUUGCCUUGUUGGAAUGUUUUAACUCAUUAGAAAAAAGAAAGGGAGUGGCUGUUUUGAAGUGUCAUUUCUUUGUAGAAAGGGGGGGAGGUGUGAUUUCUUUUUUGUAGCAGCCAACUUCUUAGUGUUUUUCUGCCCAAUUUUUCGAGGAUUAGAACUAGGAGGACACACCAGCACUGCAGGGUGUUACGUCCCUGAUACGCAGUAGCUGGGUACUGAACCUGGGAACUUUAUGUCAGCAGCGCAAGCCUCCUCCCACCCCAGAGAAUGUUCUGCCUUUCGGAUCCCUUGGACUGAGAAUAAUGAUCAGAACCACCCCCGCCCUGCUGCAGUGCAAGGUCAGAGCCCUCCAUGGAUGUUCUGUGGGGGACACAUCCUUGGGUCAGAAACUCCCUGCUUGCUACAGAAUGGCCUCAACACCCACUGUUGGAGCUGCUGUGAUUUGAAGCCUCGGGACGUAACCAGUGUGAGCUGCAGACACCUCAGUUCACCGUGGGAGACCUGAAGGAGAUCAGUGGCUUCUGAGAAAGGAUGAGACGGCCAUCAGUAGCUCUCCUAACACAGUUGCUGAACACGGGAGCCUGGCCUUGACCUUUCUGAUGGCAUCUUCCUGCAAGUUGGAGUCUUCUGGGAGAUUUGGAGCACACUACAGUUCCCUUGGCUCAGUGGCCUGGGCAGUAGUUUUAAAUGUCCCUUUUCUGGAUCCUUUGUAAACAUGAAAUCAUUCCAUGGAUGGCUGCCUUAUAAUUUUGUCUCUUUCCACUUUAAUUGUGAAUGGUUAAAUAAUUGUUGUUUUCUGAUAUUAAAUUUUUAUUAGUGCACA
Messenger RNA from Ochotona princeps (American pika), 4588 nucleotides. RefSeq names its product solute carrier family 39 member 9 (gene SLC39A9). Gene Ontology annotation, molecular function: metal ion transmembrane transporter activity. Gene Ontology annotation, cellular component: membrane. The record is from RefSeq and is a predicted model, not a curated record. Gene Ontology annotation, biological process: transmembrane transport; zinc ion transport. Lineage: Eukaryota; Metazoa; Chordata; Mammalia; Lagomorpha; Ochotonidae. The transcript has 7 exons. The coding region runs from base 172 to 1095 and encodes 307 amino acids.